Molecule: messenger RNA, 801 nt
Organism: Cladophialophora psammophila CBS 110553
Lineage: Eukaryota; Fungi; Ascomycota; Eurotiomycetes; Chaetothyriales; Herpotrichiellaceae
Product: L-xylulose reductase
Exons: 1
Coding region: 1-801 (266 amino acids)
Cellular component (GO): intracellular anatomical structure
Molecular function (GO): oxidoreductase activity, acting on NAD(P)H, oxygen as acceptor
Source: RefSeq, a predicted model, not a curated record
AUGCCCGUACCAAUCCCCGAAGCCAGUCUAUUGAGAGACCUCUUGAGUUUAAAGGGGAAAGUGGUUCUUGUCACCGGUGCUUCUGGCCCCAAAGGUAUUGGUUUAGAGGCAGCACGAGGAUGCGCCGAGAUGGGUGCUGAUGUGGCCAUCACCUAUCUCAGUCGGCCAGAGGGUGGAGAACAAAAUGCAAAGGAGCUCAGAGAGGUGUACAACAUAAGGGCGAAAGCAUACCGGUGCGAUGUCAACAACUGGGACGAUGUGCAGAGACUUGUCCGCGACGUUAUCACCGACUUUGGCAAAAUUGAUGGAUUCAUCGCCAAUGCAGGUCGCACUGCAAGUAGUGGUGUUCUCGACGGAUCCGUGCAGGACUGGGAGGAUGUCGUCCACGCCGAUCUGACGGGGACCUUUCACUGUGCAAAAGCCAUCGGCCCCCAUUUUAAAGAGCGAGGACGCGGGAGUCUGGUCAUCACGUCGUCAAUCUCUGGCCACAUCGCCAAUUAUCCACAAGAACAGACUUCUUACAACGUCGCGAAGGCUGGAUGCAUCCAUUUAGCAAAAUCACUGGCCAACGAAUGGCGCGACUUCGCCCGCGUGAACAGUAUAUCCCCAGGCUAUUUCGACACCGGGAUCUCCGAUUUUGUGGAUCCCGCGAUCCAGAAAUCGUGGGUUUCCAUGAUCCCCCUCGGCCGCACCGCCGAUGCAAAAGAGCUCAAGGGCGCCUACGUGUUCUUGAUAAGUGACGCGAGCACGUAUACCACCGGUGCAGACCUCGUUGUGGACGGCGGUUAUACUUGUCGAUGA